Messenger RNA from Xiphophorus maculatus (southern platyfish), 2731 nucleotides. RefSeq names its product interferon stimulated exonuclease gene 20 like 2 (gene isg20l2). Gene Ontology annotation, molecular function: exonuclease activity; nucleic acid binding. Bases 228 to 1223 code for a protein of 331 amino acids. The transcript is spliced from 4 exons. Lineage: Eukaryota; Metazoa; Chordata; Actinopteri; Cyprinodontiformes; Poeciliidae. The record is from RefSeq and is a predicted model, not a curated record. Gene Ontology annotation, cellular component: nucleus.
GUCGUUGUCACGGAGUAGGAAUCCUCGUGUGGUCCGGGCUGGCUGCUGAUGUUUUAACAUGUCUUUAUCGCUAUGUUUCUAAGUCUCCUUUUGGGGGUGGUGCAUUUAAACUGUUCUCAUCUGAUGCAAUUUGGACUUCAAAGAAAAGAGACUUUUUGAGGCCGUGAGCAUUAGCAAAAUCUUGGAUCUAUUCGUUGUACAACGAGUAGAGAAUUUAAGAUUUGAACAUGUCUGAUACUAUGAUCCAUGUUUCCCCCUCUGUUGAUACCCCACAGGGAAUUAUUCCCACAAAGAAGCAGAAGAGCAACAGGAGGAAGAAGAAGCAGUUUUUAAAAAAAAUGAAAUACCUGAAGGGGAAAGGGUGUUUAAAAGAUAACUCUCAUCAAAGGAGAAACCAUGAACACAAUAAGGCUUCAAAACAGAAUGGACCUUUCACCAGACCUGCAUCAUCUUCCAUGACAACAAAACGCCAAAGUUCACCUCAAUCUAACCCGUCUUCCAGUGGCGUUGACACUAGCAUUGACCAUAGCUCUGGGCCUUCAACCUCCUCUUUUAACCCUCUAUCAGCUACUUUCACUGUGACAAAUGAAAAUAGCCAUACAAAGCCAAACCAACCGGUCAACACCAAAACAACAGCAACGUUGUCCUGCGCCUCAAAAUCCAGCGCUCAUAAGCUCUCUACCCCCGCAGGGAACCCCACAAAGUACCUCGCCAUUGACUGUGAGAUGGUGGGCGCAGGACCCAAAGGCAGCAUCAGUCAGCUGGCUCGCUGUAGCAUUGUCUCUUACGAUGGGGAUGUGAUCUACGACAAGUUCAUCAAGCCCUCCAUGUACGUAACAGACUUCCGCACAAGAUGGAGCGGUAUUCGUCCCAGAGAUCUCUUCAAAGCCAUACCAUUUGCACAGGCCAGGAAGGAGAUCCUAAGACUGCUCAUGGGGAAGAUUGUUAUCGGCCACGCCGUACAUAACGACUUCAAGGCCCUCAGUUACACGCAUCCUGCUGCCUUGACGAGGGACACGUCGAAAAUCCCUCUUCUCAACCUGAAGGCUGGUUUUGGGGAGAAAGAAUGCGCCUCACUGAAGAGACUCACCAAAGCCAUCUUCAACCGUGAUAUCCAGACUGGAAGAAAGGGCCACUCUUCUGUGGAAGAUGCUAAAGCUACCAUGGAGCUUUACAAGGUGGUAGAAGAGGAAUGGGAGAGGACUCUCGCCUCCACAUCUUGACCCACGUACUUCUAUAUUUGAAAGUGCAAAAUAAACUCAGCUCAAUCACCUUUAAAUUUAAAAAUGUUUUACAGUGAAAUUCAAGUCAUCAAUGAAAAAAAAAUAAGGUACAGUUCUUGUUAGCUUUAUUGGUUAAAGCUGUUGUGUAACUAAAAGAUAAAACAUGUUUAGUAGUGGCAUUUUUACAAGUGUUAAAACAUUUGUAGCUAUUUUGUGCACACAGGCCCAGUGUUAGAUAUUAGUUAGUUAAUUAGAUAUUUUUGUAAUAUAUUUUUUCACACAUGUAUUAAUCAUGUGCAUGUUUAAAUGUUCAUGAACUACCUGGAAGAGUAGUUUAAAAUAUAGUUCUACAGCAAAGGAGUAGCCACAAUUUUUACAUUCUUAUCACAGAACUUUUCAUGGAUGUGAGCAGACACCGACUUACUGUGAGUAGCUGUAACAUUCUUUCUCAGGGUGAAACUGAGUUUAAAUGGUUUUCCUUCCACUUUUAGGUCAGAAAUAUCCUUUUCAUCACAUUUUGUGAUGAAAAGGAUCACAUCAACUCCAUAUGUAUGGUCCUAAAAACAAAGAAGAUUGAUGCCAUGUUCUAUAAUUCAGAAGUUUGAAAGCAUAUUGGUGCUACUGUCAUACUCCACUGGUGGUUUGAAACUUUGGAAUUUUGUCUAAGAAGUUUAAACAUUUUGGUUUUCUGGGACAACACCACAUAGUCGAGGCAUGUUAAGAGUACAGAAGUUGUCCUGCAUACAACUCCUUUACUGUUGCUGUGAGCCUCUGGUUAGCCUCCUUUUUUCUUCAUGGCUGCUCCCCAGUUGUUGGGGCAAUAAACAAUUCUCUGACAUCACUGUUGUGCCCCAUUGUGCUCGAGUAUAACUGCCUUCACUGUAUUUCAUUUUAUAUCUGUUGACUUUUAAUUUGCCUUUUAUCUUUUUUAUCCUACAUCUUUUUUUAUUUCCUGAUUAAUAUCGAUUUAAAGUCGGAAGAAUCAUCUCAUACAAUGGCGAUAUGUAUUAACAGCUGUGAAAUAGAGUUAAAACAGAAUCGAAAGAACAGACUUACCUCUGUUCUCACUAUUCAAUGAUGAUUCAACAUUAGACUAACUUUUAAAGAGCUGAACUUUAACAUGGUAAUCCAAAAUUGUUUUUUUCAUCUUUAUGUUUUGUAAUAGCUUAUGUUGCACAGGUUGUUGCUUUUAAGGCAGAUGUAUCUCAAUUGUUACAUUGUCUUUUACCAUUUCCCAAAAAUAAUUCACCUACUUUUGCUUGUAAAUAAUGUUAUGGAAAAGAAAUAUAAUAGUUUUCUUUGUUAUAUUGUUUAUUUGUUUUGUUCUCUUUUUAAGGGCAAAUGGAAUCACUGGUUUGAUUUUAUGACCUCAGGGAGUGCUUUUAAAACAAAUAAAGGUUUGUCUUUGUGGUGGGAUAAACUUCCUUGAAUAAUAUUUAUGCAGAACUGUUCUUGUCUUUCCAUUCGAGGUUUGAAUGGAAAGAUAAAUACUUUUGUUAAUAAAAUUC